AUGGCUUCUGAAGAUUGGACUACUGUAUAUUCAGCACUGGAUGUGGAUGAGAAAGUAUCAGCUUAUAACUCCAUUAUAAUCAAGAUGCUUGACGAGUUCUUACCUGAAAAAACCAUCAGAGUACAUCACUCUGAUAAACCGUGGAUCACUGGUAAUAUUAAAACGCAAAUCAAAGCUCGUCAGAAGGCCUUUUCUCGUGGUGAUCAGCCAAGAUACAAACAACUAUGCGAGAAAGUGGCAAACCUUAUAGCUAAAGCUAAAGCCACCUACUAUCGGUCCAAGGCCUCAGAAUUUCGUACCUCGAAACAAUCGAAGUGGUAG
Paramuricea clavata is the source of this 321-nucleotide messenger RNA. The record is from the annotation of a GenBank genome assembly. NCBI's taxonomy places the organism in Eukaryota, Metazoa, Cnidaria, Anthozoa, Malacalcyonacea, Plexauridae.